UUCUCUUCAUUUCACUAUUUGAAGUUAGUAAGAAACAAAUAGGUGGAGUUAAUGCUGCACUUGUUAGUCCAAAGCAACAAAAUACUACAGCAGCUCCUCGCUCCCUCUCCUCCAGAGAGAGAGAGAGAGAGAGAGAGAGAGAGAGAGAGAAAGAGAGAGAGGAAUGGCAAGAGCAGUAGAGACUGAAGUUGAGGUGGAGAGGAAUCGUUCCUGUGGAAGAAGAGCCACACUUGUGACCAUCUUGAGAUCUUUUCUUCCAAUUAAAAGGCGUCUCCGUCUGGAUCCAAGUUCUGACCUCUACUUUCCAUAUGAACCAGGAAAACAGGUCCGAAGUGCAGUAAAGAUUGUCAACACUAGCCGUUCAAAUGUGGCAUUCAAGUUUCAAACAACAGCUCCUAAAAGCUGCUUCAUGAGGCCACCGAGUGGAAUGCUCGCUCCUAGAGAAUCCAUUAUCGCCACAGUGUUCAAGUUUGUCGAGCCCCCAGAAGAGAAUGCAGAAGAUUCUGAUGGGAAGAAAAUUAGGACCAAAGAUAAAUUUAAGAUCGUGAGCAUCAAAGUCGAGAGAGGAGGCCAGUUCUCCAACGAGAUGUUUGCAGAGCAAAGAAGUGCAGUCGCAGUUGAACAGGUCAUGAAAGUCGUCUUUUUAGAUCCAAAUAUACCUUCCAAGGUACUAGAGAAACUUAAUAAGCAGCUAAUAGAAGCAGAGACGGAAGCACGGAAGAUAUCAACCCCGACUGGUUCGGACAGCAAAAUACUAAGCACCGACAACAAAGGCCACGCCGUUGAUCAAUGGAGCAGAAGGAGCGUCGCAAACGCUACCUAGCAGAGCACCAAGGAGAACUGUCUAUUGCCGAGCAGCAGACAUUAAGCUCCAGCGUCCACAGCGAAAGCAUCAUAGCCCUUUCUUCUCAAAUCAGGCUUGCCAACUAGACCAACCAUGAAUUUGAAGGGGACAAUCAUGGAACCGAGCACAUCUUAAGAUGUUUGUCAAGCCUGCCAACAUGUGUAAGCAAAAAAAGGAUUCCCAACUAGUUUUCCUUGUAACAGAGACUACGGAGGCAUUUACAAAAAUUAAAACCA
Molecule: messenger RNA, 1080 nt
Organism: Nymphaea colorata (pocket water lily)
Lineage: Eukaryota; Viridiplantae; Streptophyta; Magnoliopsida; Nymphaeales; Nymphaeaceae
Product: vesicle-associated protein 4-1-like
Exons: 7
Coding region: 164-823 (219 amino acids)
Biological process (GO): endoplasmic reticulum membrane organization
Cellular component (GO): plasma membrane; endoplasmic reticulum membrane
Source: RefSeq, a predicted model, not a curated record